AACCACCAGAGGUACAACCGGCGGCACUACCGGCCGGGUGACAACCACCAGAGGUACAACCGGAGGUACCGCUGCAGAUGUCACCGGAGGUACCGCCGGUGGUGCUGUUGGCCGGGUGACAACCGCCAGAGGUACAAGCGCCAGAGGUACAAGCGCCAGAGGUAUUCUCAGGCAGGUGACAACCACCAGAGGUACAACCGGCGGCACCACCGCGGACGUCGCCGGAGGUACCACCGGAGACGGCAUCGGCUGUGCCGCUGGGGAUGAGACACCCGGAGCUACCGCCGGCGAUACCAUCGGACGUCCCAGUAUGGAAACACCCCGAGCUACCGCCGGCGAUACCAUCGGACGUCCCAAUGUGGAUACACCCGGAGGUUCCACCGGCGAUACCAUCGGACGUCCCAAUGUGGAUACACCCGGAGGUUCCACCGGCGAUACCGUCAGACGCACCGUUGCCGAUACACCCGGAGCUACCACCAGCCGUACCGCCGUUGGUUCACCCGGAGCUACCCCCAUCGGCGAUAACACCGCCGGAGAGACACUCGGAGCCGGUACCACCACAGGCAUCACCCACAGCCCACCCGGCGACCCCCAACCCCCCGGAGACGCCGCCACCGCCGCCGCCGCCGCGGCGCCGGGUGACGCUACCCCGCGCUCCGCCUGUUCCCCCCGCCCGUCCCCGCCGUUCCCCUGCUCGUCCUGCCCCAAAUCGUACGGCACGCUCUCCAAGCUGGCCAUCCACCAGCGCUCGCACACCGGGGAGCGCCCCUUCUCCUGCCCCGACUGCCCCAAAUCCUUCGCCGACCCCUCGGUGUACCGCAAGCACCGCCGGGCCCAUGCCGGCCACCGGCCCCACCGUUGCGCCGCCUGCCCCAAGGCCUACGUGGAGCGCAAGGACCUCCACAACCACCAGCGCUCGCACACGGGCGAGCGGCCCUUCCUGUGCGCCGAGUGCGGCAAGAGCUUCGGCCGCUCGUCCUCGCUGGCCUGCCACCAGCGCAUCCACGCCCGCCGCAAGCCCUACGGCUGCGGGGUGUGCGGCAAGGCCUUCACCCAGCUCUCCUCUUUCCAGAGCCACCAGCGCGUUCACACGGGCGAGCGGCCCUUCCUGUGCCCGCAGUGCGGCCGCAUGUUCUCCGACCCGUCCAGCUACCGGCGGCACCAGCGGGCCCACCAAGGCGUCAAGCCCUACGGCUGCGCCGAGUGCGGCAAGGCCUUCCGGCAGCCGGCCGACCUGGCGCUGCACCGGCGGACGCACACGGGCGAGCGGCCGUGGCGGUGCGGGGAGUGCGGCAAGGCCUACAAGGCCUCGUGGGACCUGAAGCGGCACCGGCUGAGCCACAGCGGCGAGAGGCCCUGGCGCUGCGGGGAGUGCGGGAAGGGCUUCGGGGAACGGGCGGCGCUGGGGAAGCAUUGGAGGACGCACUCCGGGGAGAGGCCCUACAGCUGCGGGCGCUGCGGGAAGGGAUUCGGCGGAGCCUCCGGGCUCAGGAAGCACGAGAGGACGCACGGGAAAGGGGAGGAGGAAGGGGACAAGAUGGCCGCCGCCGCCACCGCCGUGGGGGUGGGGGGAGCCGGGGGGGGUCGGCUCGGUGGCGGUGCGGUCGCUGUUGGCCAACCUGGCGCUAAUAUGGCCGCUGUUGGACAGCUUGAACGCAGUAUGGCCGCCAGCGGCCAACCCGGCCCUAAUAUGGCCGCCAACGUUGGCCGUGACAUUGGUGAUCCCAACAUGGCCGCCAGCGGCCAACCCGGCCCUAAUAUGGCCACCAACGUUGGCCGUGACAUUG
Molecule: messenger RNA, 1787 nt
Organism: Numida meleagris (helmeted guineafowl)
Lineage: Eukaryota; Metazoa; Chordata; Aves; Galliformes; Numididae
Product: zinc finger protein 668-like
Exons: 1
Biological process (GO): regulation of transcription by RNA polymerase II
Cellular component (GO): nucleus
Molecular function (GO): RNA polymerase II transcription regulatory region sequence-specific DNA binding; DNA-binding transcription factor activity, RNA polymerase II-specific
Source: RefSeq, a predicted model, not a curated record